CAGUAGAAUAUAGUAGACCCUUUAGACCAGGGGGGUCCAAACGUUUUUAUUUACUAAAGUCCUGUAUCAGAUCUGUUUUAAAAUGAAUUGUGUGUUGACACGACGUCUCUCCUGAAGGUUGUCCGUUACAAGACGGAGACAAAAAGUUAUGAAUGUGUCCAAUUUAAAUCUCAAGAGGCGGCAAAUUUGGCAAAAGAGAAUCUUGUCGGCAAACUUUUUAACAGCUAUAAAGUGAAAUCUAUUAAUAUAAAGUGUGGGUUUGGUCAUAUGAGGGGAUUUCAGUCAGCAUCAGGGGGUAAUUUUGCUGGUGUCGGCAUAAAGACUAACAGCAGUGUGUAAGAGCAGUGUCUCUGUUGUGUUACAGCUCCAUCAACACUUUAAUCUCAUACAGAGCGUGAGACUGAGAAGAACCACCACACCCAGAGUCCAAACACUUGUCCCUCUAAGAAGUUGGACGCCGACCGCGAGGGGCCGCGUAACUAUUUAGCAUGCCGGAGUCUCGAUCGUUAUCGGAUUUAACCAGACAAAUUGCUCCACCAACUAAGAACGGCCAUGUACCACCACCCAGCUCAAGUUCCAGCUGUGUAGGAGAAACCAGCUGCAGCUCAAGUUCCAGCUGUAGAGGAGAAACCAGCUGCAGCUCAAGUUCCAGCUGUGGAGGAGAAACCAGCUGCAGCUCAAGUUCCAGCUGUGGAGGAGAAACCAGCUGCAGCUCAAGUUCCAGCUGUGGAGGAGAAACCAGCUGCAGCUCAAGUUCCAGCUGUGGAGGAGAAACCAGCACAAGUUUAGAAUUCAGUAAAAGCUCCUUCAGCAUCUGCUUUAAAGGACGAUGAGUGGACAUCUCGUCUGCGGCGGUAGAGGACGAUGUGUG
Molecule: messenger RNA, 871 nt
Organism: Silurus meridionalis
Lineage: Eukaryota; Metazoa; Chordata; Actinopteri; Siluriformes; Siluridae
Product: thermal hysteresis protein YL-1-like
Exons: 2
Coding region: 489-833 (114 amino acids)
Source: RefSeq, a predicted model, not a curated record